AUGCUAAGAAUUAAACAUGCUAUCGCCUGUACAAAACGAAAACGAGUAGAUUCUUAUUUGUCCAAAGACAUUCAAAAUGAGUUUAUCAGCCUUUUGGGGCAAGAGGUGAAAAAAAACAUUCUGAACGACAUAAAAGAAGCUAAAUAUUUCGAAAUUAUUUUCGAUAGCACUCCAGACAUAUCACAUGUGGAUCAGAUGAGUAACGUGAUCAGAUAUGUUCAUAUUGAAGGCGAUCAAGUUGAAGUGAAGGAAUCAUUUUUAGGUUUCUUUCUUAUAGCUGGAAAGACUGCAGUCGAACUUCCUGAAAAUAUCCUUACGCAGCUGGAGAGUGAUAACUUGGACAUAAAGCUAUGUCGGGCCCACGGAUAUGAUAAUGCUGCAACCAUGGCAGGAGUUCUUGGUGGUGUAAAAGCAAAAAUCAAAGAACGUAAUCCUAAGGCGUUGUUUAUGCCUUGUGCUAACCAUUCACUAAAUCUGUGUGGAGUUCACUCUUUUGGAAGCAUUGAUUCAUGUGUAACUUUUUUCGGAAAUUCUAAUGACAAGUGUGGGCGUAUCAGUCAAAAGACUAGUGGAUACAAGAUGGAGUGCUCAUGA
Messenger RNA from Belonocnema kinseyi, 594 nucleotides. RefSeq names its product zinc finger MYM-type protein 6-like. NCBI's taxonomy places the organism in Eukaryota, Metazoa, Arthropoda, Insecta, Hymenoptera, Cynipidae. The record is from RefSeq and is a predicted model, not a curated record. Bases 1 to 594 code for a protein of 197 amino acids. The transcript has a single exon.